CACACUACACUAACAGACAUGUAGCCAGAAUAACCUUACAUUCUGCUUACAUAGUUUCACAGCAGACCACAAGUACAAAGAUGAGCCAAAAGUUAUUACCGGACUACUUCCGACCGGUCAAUGUGCGACCACGGCCUAUGUCGGGAGCUGAUAGGAGAGCAAUACUAAGAGCGACCGCGGAAGAGACUCAAGCCCUUCUCCCCGGCAUUCUAAGUACGGUGCCUCGGGCGCCUCCAACAGCACAGUACUGUCCACGCAUCAGAUAUCCUUCUUUAAAUCCAAGAUUCAGUCCAAAGCUGUCAACCCAUGUCGAAGUCAUAUUUGGAGAUACGUUCGACAUCGCCAUUAGGGUUAAUAGCCCCUCCAGGCAAUUCCGGCAAACUGACACGCGGAACGUGUGUGUCUUGAAUAUGGCCAAUGAAAGCAAUCCAGGCGGCGGUUGGCGUAAUGGAGCUAUGGCUCAGGAGGAGGCUCUUUGCUAUCGAAGCAGCCUCAGCUCCACCCUUAAAUACCGAUACUAUCCCAUAGGAGAACGAGACGCCAUCUAUUCUCCGACCGUCGUUAUCUUCCGUGAAAGUUUCACACAGGGCCAUGGGCUGAUGGACCUGCAGAAGCCUGAACAUCUCCCUAUUGUGAGCGUUAUUAGCGUUGCUGCCCUGGAAAGACCAGAGGUGGACUAUACGGCAAAUCCAGCGGCAUUUAAGUUUCGUUCUGAUCGAGAACUGACCAAAGACAAGAUGCGGUCUAUUCUCCGCAUUGCAGGGUUUAAGAAGCAUCGGAGAAUAGUCCUAGGAGCUCUGGGUUGUGGCGCAUUUGCGAACCCAAAUGCCGAGGUUGCUCAAUGUUGGUUCGAAGUCCUGAAUGAAAACGAAUUUCAGGGAUGGUGGGAGAGGAUUGUAUUUGCGGUUUUAGAUGACAUGUCGAAAGUUGCUCAGGGUAACAGCAAUUUCGAUGUCUUCCGGGAAAGGCUGCAUGGAUUGAGGGUAUGAACAGGUAGACCAGGAAAAGUGGUACAUAGUAUUAUAUAAAACCGGUAUAAUAACGUCCGUCACGUCGUAUCUCCCGAUACGUCGCUAAUAUGGCUAUAAUGGUACAAUGGUCGGGGUUCCUACUUUCGAAGUCGGCCAGAGCGCCUUCUGGUAGUUUGUUGUGCUUCUACCAGCUUAGUCUCUGUCUCAUCGAUGUCUUCCUUCUUGACAGAAGCCCUGCUUUGCCUUUUGGGCCCUGUCUUGGGCUUCAAAUCCUCUUCGCUAGCUUCCGGUUCGCUCUCCUCCUUUUUCACUGAGGCCCGCUUUCGCUUCGAC
Messenger RNA from Aspergillus eucalypticola CBS 122712, 1304 nucleotides. RefSeq lists its product as uncharacterized. The transcript has a single exon. Bases 81 to 989 code for a protein of 302 amino acids. The record is from RefSeq and is a predicted model, not a curated record. NCBI's taxonomy places the organism in Eukaryota, Fungi, Ascomycota, Eurotiomycetes, Eurotiales, Aspergillaceae.